AUGGUUUCACUAAUUUGUUCAAACAACAUAUGCGGCUCUUACGACCGUGCUGGCAUCAAGAACAUGUGUGGAAAAUGUUUCAUGGAAAGUCACAAAGAAGAUUUUCAAAGAUUCUUUAAACAUGAAAAUGAAAAGUAUCCUAAAUCAGAAGAAUUUCAUGAAACUCAUACUUUGGAAGGCCACAAACAAAACUCUCCAAAAUCCUACAAACAUGAAGAUAAGGAGUGCCCUAAAUCAGAAGAAAUUGAAAGUCAAGUUUCGGAUGAGUUUAAUGUAUGUGCUACUCUGGCUACUAUAACUCUCAACGACUCUACAAACAUGAAGAUGGAUAGCAAGUAG
Molecule: messenger RNA, 339 nt
Organism: Lathyrus sativus (Indian pea)
Lineage: Eukaryota; Viridiplantae; Streptophyta; Magnoliopsida; Fabales; Fabaceae
Source: the annotation of a GenBank genome assembly